CCCGGCUUUCUUGAUCACUCUUUCUUGUACGUAAUAAAUACACACAUAUACCCAUGUGCAAGAAUGCGUGUGAGUCCACAACGUAUAUAUAUAAUUAUAAUGCAAAUGUCGUUUCAAUAAUUAUGAGUCCAAAUCCGAAUAACCCAAUAAUAUAAAAGGGGAAUAUGCCUCUGUCGCCAAAACGUUGAGUCUUGGCGAUUAAUAAAUCUCAAGUCCUCAACAUUUAAUUUUUUUUUUCUUUUUUCUUCUUGGUUUUGGAUUUUCUCUGGAAUUCGUUGCCUUCUUAUCAUAAUUUUCUGGCCGGGAUUUGGGGUUUGAUAGAUAAAAAUUUUCUCUAUUGGUUUGAUCAUCUGGGAUUCUGGGUAGUGAAGUAAAGCGAUCGGAACUCGGAAGGUGGAAUAUUUGAAUUGUGGGGAUUUUAUUGAUGUCAUUUAGUCUAUCUUGGUGAAUGGUGAUAGAUACAGAUUGUUUCCUGGGGUGAUUACUUCGGAAGGGCGGUUAUUUUUUAUGUUAUUAAUGAUAUUUGUUGAUCCAUUUUUUGUUCAAUUUCAAAGGAUUGAAUUUUGAGGUGGUAAAGUGGAAAUAUUUGCAAGCUUGGGUGUAGGCAAUGGGUGUAAUGUAGGGAAUAAGAGGAUUGAAUUUUGAGGUGGGAGAAGUGAAAACAUUGCAGGCUUGGGUGUAGGGAAUGGGUGUAAUGUAGAGAAUAAGAGGAUUGAAUUUUUGAGGUUGUAAAGUGAAAACAUUGCACGCUUGGGGUGUAGGGAAUGGGUGUAAUGUAGAGAAUAAGGCGAAAAAGACGCAAUCUUGAUGAGAAGGGGUGGUGGUUUUUGUGAUGAGGAUUGAGAUUGUGUCAACUAGAGGGUUGGGGGAUUUGAAUAUUGUGAGAAGAUGAAUGCAGUGGGGAGGCUUGGCAGCUAUAUUUCUAGAAGUGUGUAUACUGUUGCCACACCAUUCCAUCCAUUUGGUGGGGCUGUGGAUAUCAUUGUGGUGAGGCAACAGGACGAUAGUUUCAAAUCCUCUCCUUGGUAUGUUCGGUUUGGGAAGUUUCAAGGGGUCCUGAAGACGAAAGAGAAGGUGGUUAAGAUAUGUGUGAAUGGUGUGGAAAUGGAUUUCCAUAUGUGUCUGGAGAACGAUGGGCAGGCGUGUUUUCUAACGGAGGAGGAUGCGGAGAAUGGGGAGGAGAGUCCCUCUUCUCCUCCGGCUUGGGAUGGCGAGGAUGCAGAGGAACUGGCCAAUAGUAGACUGUCAUUGAAGUCUAAAAGUUGCAGUUUCGCUGGUGUGGACACGGUUGCAGCUACCAAGAUUGAUUUGGGCAAUGGGAAUGGCGUGGUUAGGAAAAAGUGGCAACGAUCAGGGUUUCUAGGGUAUGUUUUUGGCAGGAAACCGAGUGUCAAAGAAGGCAGUCUUUCGGAGGAUGAGAAGGAUGGUUGUGUUAAGGAUAAUCAUUUGGAGCAUGCCGAGAUUGCUGCUGAUCUUUUGGAGAUGAAAUGGACUACCAAUUACGACGCCCCCAAAUGCAUUAAAGAUAACAAUGCAUCAAAACUUUCUUCACAAGAUGUGUCAUCAAAGGGAAAUGAUCAUUCAAAAGGGGACUCGAAAAAUGAUAAUAAAGAGAGUGGUGUGAAUCCGCUUGACCAUGGUAGCGUAUCAGCUAAAUUGGAUUCUCAUGUUUUACAGCAGGAAAAAACUUUGCUGGAUCAUAAAAGUGUUGAUAGUUCACUAUCUAGCUUCCCGACAUUAGAGAAUACUGAAACUUCUGCUAUUGCAGUCAGUAUCGGGGACAAAAGUCCCGACAUUAAUUCAAAGUUAUCCCCGUCUUUCCAUGAUCAAGAGCAUAUUGAUAGUGAUGUGACUUCUUCAAACACACCAAUGGAUACUGAGGCUUAUUCACCACCUGUCUAUUCCCAUCCAAUUAAUUGUUCUCAUGAGGACGAAGAAGUGCAGGGCAUUUUUGCCAUCCCGAGUAUUAUUAACUCAACUCACGAAGCACAAGUUGAGAAAAGUAGUUCAAAAGAUUAUAAAAGUAGGCAGCUUCGCCGUCUUGAAUCUGAUCGUCUUUGUUCCUUCCACAGUACUGUAACAUCAGUAAGCUCGGAGGAAGAGGAGGAGGAAGAUGAGCAGCUCCUCUUUGGCGACUUUGAUGAUUUAAGUGCCAACAAUGAGAAAAAUACGUCGACUGUUCCUUCAGAUAACGAAGAAAAAGAAGCUUGUUGCUGCUUGGCUUCAGGUGGCUCUGAAGGAGUGGAUGAAUCUCAUGCUCCAUGCUGUGACUUAAAUUCUUCUUCAAAUGAGUAUGCCCAAUGCAAUCAACGCGGUGUUGCUGAUGGAAGCAAGUUGACGACUGUUGCAAGCAAUGUUGACAUUCCUGUCAUCUGUGAAGAUCCGCCCGAAAAAAUUCCAAGGAUGGCUAUGUCUUUACCCAAUUUGUGGGCUCAUGAUAUCGAUUUGUCUAGCAGAAAUGGUGAUCAGCAGUCGUCUGAGAUAUCACAGAGAACUGAAGUUGCUUCAAUCACACCCGAACCAAAUGUUAAGGCUGCUGAGCCAGAAACUGGGAAUUUGUCUCUACCGACUGAUGGCUCUGGUGGAACCCAGAGGACUUGGUCAUUUGCUUUCAAGAGAGCAAGAAGCUCAAAUGCCCCCCGGCCUUCUCAGAGUGACAUUGGAAAUAUUGCUACCAAAAGUCUUCCGAGAGGCAUAGGUGACAGAAUCGGAGAAGAUUUGCCUAAAGUUAAUAAGAAGAUAGUACGGGCACUCACUCCAACAUCUGAACAGCUGGCGUCUUUGAACCUUAAGGAGGGGAGGAAUGAAGUUGUGUUCACAUUCUCAACUCAAAUGCUUGGGGAGCAGAAGGUUGAUGCACAGAUUUAUCUUUGGAAAUGGGACAUGCGCAUUGUGAUAUCUGAUGUUGAUGGGACAAUUACAAGAUCUGAUGUUUUGGGACAAUUCAUGCCUUUGGUUGGGGUAGAUUGGUCACAGACUGGCGUUGUACAUCUCUUUUCAGCUAUUAAGGAGAAUGGAUAUCAGAUGCUGUUCUUAAGUGCUCGUUCAAUUUCACAGGCCUAUAUUACUAGACAAUUCCUAGUUAAUCUUAUGCAAGAUGGAAAGGGAAUGCCAGAAGGUCCAGUUAUUAUAUCUCCUGAUGGACUUUUUCCUUCUUUAUUUCGAGAAGUGGUACGAAGAGCCCCACAUGAAUUCAAAAUUUCGUGCUUGGAGGAUAUUAAGGCGCUGUUUCCUCCUGAUAGGAACCCCUUUUAUGCCGGUUUUGGGAACAGAGAUACCGAUGAGAUUAGCUACCUUAAGGUCGGAAUCCCCAAGGGAAAAAUUUUCAUCAUUAACCCAAAGGGCGAAAUUGUAAUGAACCGACAUAUCACCAACACGAAAUCAUAUACGUCCCUUCAAGCUCUCGUGAGUGGCAUGUUUCCUGACUUUACCUCAUCAGAGCAGCAAGAGGAUUUUAACUCGUGGAACUUCUGGAAACUUCCACCUCCCCCAAUUCGUCGUUGACACGAAGCUCGUGGAGUUUCAGCGUUCUUUGAGAUUGAAGAGAGCGGUUCCAGGUUAUACUCGAGCUUUAUUCUAAUCUCACUUGAAUCAGAUUGUACAGACAGCCGAGAACACAGUGCAAAAAUAAGGCUAAGAAAUCCUCACUCGAAAUCGCAGAGCAGAAAACUGGUUAAGCCGCCUGUGCAGGGAACAGAUCGAGUCUCGUUGAAUGGAUAAUUAUUUGGUAGAAAACGCGAUUCGAUUCGCGUUUCAAGUCGCCAUCCGUUUAGUGUUUAUGUACAUUAGAUAAGUCCACUAAACCUCGUGGCUUCAACUACAUAGAUAGCUUUGUUUUACAUGUAUAGUUCUGGUUUACAUUAGUAUAGUUGUAGGAAUAUAUCCCAUUUAAGGAUAAUAAUUUGAUAAAUUGUUUUGUUGGCAAUAAUACAUGUUGAUCAAGUUGUUUUCUUGGAAGUAAUAAUACAUCUGUAUAAUUGUUAGUUCAACAAUAA
Ipomoea triloba (trilobed morning glory) is the source of this 3995-nucleotide messenger RNA. Its product is annotated as phosphatidate phosphatase PAH2-like. Bases 889 to 3504 code for a protein of 871 amino acids. NCBI's taxonomy places the organism in Eukaryota, Viridiplantae, Streptophyta, Magnoliopsida, Solanales, Convolvulaceae. The record is from RefSeq and is a predicted model, not a curated record. The transcript has 12 exons. Gene Ontology annotation, molecular function: phosphatidate phosphatase activity.